AGUUCCGCGCAUGCUCAGAGGCGGAGGUCGGAGGGGUCCUGGGAGGGUAGCGGAGGCCGGCCUGCCCCGCCCCCGCCAGGCUUCCCUUCCGCGCCCAGGCCGGCCGGCUUCCCUUUCCGGGAGCGCAGGCGGCGGCCGCCGGUGUCUCUUUCUCUCCGCUCCGCAGAGUUGGCUCUUGCAGCUCCCCUGCGGCGAGCAUGGCAGCUCGGAGACGCGGGGCCGCCCUGCGGCUCUGUGCCACAGUUUUUUUACUUGAUAUGGCUUUCUCUAAAGGAUAUGUAGAAGAUUUAGAUGAAUCAUUUAAAGAAAAUCGAAAAGAUGACAUUUGGCUUGUAGAUUUUUAUGCACCAUGGUGUGGCCAUUGUAAAAAACUGGAACCAAUUUGGAAUGAAGUUGGUCUAGAGAUGAAAAGCAUUGGUUCUCCAGUUAAAGUUGGAAAGAUGGACGCUACUUCCUAUUCCAGCAUUGCUUCAGAGUUUGGAGUUCGAGGUUAUCCAACAAUUAAGCUAUUAAAAGGGGACCUGGCGUAUAAUUACAGAGGACCACGAACUAAAGAUGAUAUAAUUGAGUUUGCUCACAGAGUGUCUGGGGCUCUAAUUCGGCCACUUCCAAGUCAGCAAAUGUUUGAACAUGUGCAGAAGAGGCAUCGUGUAUUUUUUGUUUAUAUAGGUGGAGAGUCACCUCUGAAGGAGAAAUACAUCGAUGCUGCUUCAGAAUUAAUUGUAUAUACAUACUUUUUUUCUGCCUCAGAAGAAGUUGUCCCUGAGUAUGUGACCCUGAAAGAGAUGCCCGCUGUGCUUGUUUUCAAAGAUGAAACUUACUUUGUUUAUGAUGAGUACGAAGAUGGUGAUCUAUCAUCUUGGAUCAACAGGGAGAGGUUUCAAAAUUAUCUUACAAUGGAUGGCUUCCUCUUGUAUGAACUUGGAGAUACCGGAAAGCUUGUGGCUAUCGCAGUAAUUGAUGAGAAAAAUACAUCAGUUGAACAUACCAGAUUAAAGUCAAUUAUUCAGGAAGUUGCUAGAGAUUAUAGAGACCAGUUCCACAGGGAUUUUCAGUUUGGCCAUAUGGAUGGAAAUGACUAUAUAAAUACCUUGCUGAUGGAUGAAUUAAAAGUCCCAACUGUGGUUGUACUGAAUACUUCAAACCAACAGUACUUUUUACUAGAUAGACAGAUUAAGAAUGCAGAAGACAUGGUCCAGUUCAUUAAUAACGUUUUGGAUGGCACAGUAGAUGCCCAAGGAGGGGAUAGCAUUUUGCAGAGAUUGAAAAGAAUAGUAUUUGAUGCCAAAUCUACUAUUGUGUCUAUAUUCAAGAGCUCUCCACUUAUGGGCUGCUUUCUCUUUGGCCUGCCACUGGGUGUCAUCAGCAUCAUGUGCUACGGCAUCUACACGGCUGACACAGACGAAGGUUACAUAGAAGAACGGUAUGAAGUGUCCAAAAGUGAGACGGAAAGCCCAGAACCGGUAGAAGAGAGCAAAGAAAAACAGGAGCCCAGGAGUGGGGACUCUCUGGUGCCUGCAGUGCAAGAACCCAAAGAUGUGUUAGAAAAGAAGAAAGACUGAGACUUUACCAAGAUAAAAUAUUUCAUAGGAUUUCGAAUUAUUAAAGAGUCUAUUCAUUGAAUUUAGACAUUUAAUCAUGACCUUUACAGAAGAGAACACGGUGUUUGUAUUUUGCUGACAUCAACUGCAUGGGUUAUAAAAUAGUCCUUCCGUAAAUGGGGAGAUGUUUGGAGCAAAGAGAUGAAACGUUUGUCUAAAACAAACAAAAUCAAAACACUCCAUCGAAGUUUACCUUAUAGAUGUUGUUCUACCAGAUGAGUUCUAUUUGCAUGUUUCUCUAUCUGAAUAUUCUGUGACAAAAUUAAGAUUCUUGGGCAGAAUACUUAAAUUGGCCAGGCAGGUAGAAGAUACGUGUGUGAUAGAGAAAAAUAACACCUCCACCUCCUACCAUCCAUUCUCCUCAUGUUUUGGAUAAGAUUUAUAUGGACAAAAUUAAGUGUUUAAAAUUUAGGCACUUUAAGGAGAACUAAUAACUUUUUCCAAGGAUCAAAUUAAGACUAUGAGAUAAAAUAAUUUGGUUUUAUACAGCAUAGUGAUUUUAUUUUGUUAUUUUUAAAGGAGAGGAAAUGUUACUUUUUACCUUUAUACUCAGUUACAUUAUAAAACUUUCAUACGGGCCUAUAUCGUGGGAAAAAAAAAUAGUCUUAUGUUUAAUCUUUGCAGCAGAAACAGGAUUUACUUGGAUCAGUGAUUUCAAAUGAUGCCCUGGACACUGAGAAGGUGUUUCAGCCAACACUGCAGGAAGGGAGGGGGGUCUCUGUCACCCCUACACUGCUUUAGCCAGAACAGCAUACUUUUAUUUCUCUGUUUUAUAUAUUGGGAUUUCGUCUAAAAUUUUUUCUUUCGUAAAAAGCUCAUGCUGCUUUUUAAAAAGUAAUAUAUAUCAUGUUUUUAUUUUAUGGUAUGGUAACUUUAUAGUAAUUUAUAAUCUAGUGUGUGUGUAUGUAUAUCUAUAUAUACAUAUACACAUAUGAAAUUUAUUGACAUACAUCUGUUAUGUAAUAUUAUGGGCGUGUCUGUGUUCAUAAUGAGUAAUGAGUGGCAUAAUCAGCCUGUUAAAGAAACUUCAUGUCCAGUGAUUAAAGACAUCUGCCAGUUACCUUCUCCGUCCUCCCCAUUGUUAUUCAUUUCAGCUAAUGACCUCUCAUCUUCUCUCCAUAACGGAAUAACAUAGGAAUUCUAUCCCAAGUUAUGUACGAAAACUGGUAUCUUUUAAAUAACAGUGUGGUAUGUUUAUGGUAGAUUAGUUUAUGUUUGAGGCCUUCAUUUUAGCUAAGUUUAGGAUUUUUAUUAAGUGACUAUAAUCUGGGUGGUUAUUCAUUGAGUUAUGAAACAUUUUUAAAUGUUUCAUCACUUUAAAACUAUGUAAUUCAUGGUCCUGAUAGUGAAGCUGUUUAGGGCUGUGGCCCCCAGGGCAGCCUGGGGCUAUUUCUGAUGCCAAGCUGAUCACUACUAACCUGAGGCUCUUGUGCCUUUGUCCUAAGGAGUUACUAGGAAUUGCUCUCUCGUACCUUUUAGUAUAUAGUCCUUACUUGUUCUUGAUGUUUGGCGCCCCAUUAUUAUCAUUUUUAUAAAUGAAGCACGUAUGCAGUCCCAGGAAAUUUCACGAAAUACUAGAAUGAAAUGUUAUUCUUAAAUGGAAACUGGAGAAAAAUGCUGUUAAUUUAACAAGGAAAUUUCUCUCUAAAGAGUAAUGAGACAGUCUUUUGGAAAAUAGAUAUUAAUGUUGGCAGCAGUCAAGCUUAUUUUGCAGCUGUGAAAAGCUUAGCUAAAUACAGAUGCCUCACGUUAGUCUCGGCCUGGUAGGGAAGUUACAGCUUAGCCACUACUAGUGGCAGGAGGAAGCUGUAAAAAUGUCAUGGCUUCUUUCUUCAUGUUUAUCACUAACAGAUGUCUGUUAUCUGCAUGGUUUUGUCUUUUGUCAAGCACACCUGUAAAUUAAAGACCAAAACAGGGAAAAGAAAAAAAAAGGAGCAAAGCUUAAUAUGUAUCAACGAAGUCCAGUGUUCUUUGUAUUUUGAGAUUUUCUUGUCUAUAAAUUAAUGCCUUAGUUCUCUGUUAUCUUUUUUCACAACACUGUACUGUUGCCCCAUAUUCUUGUUUGUGUUUUCAAAAUGUGUCUAUUUGGGAAACAAAAAGUGUAGAUGGUUUGUAAGUGAAUAAUUUUUUUAUUAAAAUUUUGCUUUUUACUUGUCUCUACUUUAGGAUAUUGUCACAAUAUCCUCACAAAACAAGUUGAAAGUUUUUGCUCACUAGUAUGGUUUUCCCCUCAAUGUGAUAUCAGCGUUUACUAGAAAUGCUGUUUUUGUUUUAGGAAAAAUUACUUCAAAAUAAAGGAAGGUUUCUUAAUGAAUCUUGUAGAAGAACAUAGAUAUCAUCCUAAUUCAGUGAUGAAUCUCACUGUGAUUACAUAUCAAUAGGGGGAAUACCCUUCAGUAAGCUGGAGUUUUGCCUUCUCUUUCAGUGGCAAUAAAGUUCUGUUUCUGACUUCUAAUAUUCAAGAUGCUAGAUGCUUGCUGUUGCUGAAUCUGGUGCUCAGACAGUUUUUAAAGAUACUUCAAAGAGAGAAAGUGCAUGUUUUUAUGGAGCAGCGCACCUCAUUAUAGCUUGCCGUCCUUUUUGUUUCAUUGUAUACGUUAAUAUUUCUCUAUAUCUGAAACUUAGGUGGAUUAGACCUGGAGUUUUCACUUGCUUCUUUAUACAUAGUGCUCCCUGGUAUCUGAGUUAGAAAUAACGUGAAGAGCCAAAUGUCUAGCGGCUGAAGGACGGGUCUAUAUGAAUAGUAAAACAAUUAGCUAUAUUUUCAUUCAGUGGAUAUUUGUUCUUGUUGAUAUUUCUUGUGUUUUGUUUCAGGGGCUUUUGGGUUUUGAUUUUGCAAAAAGUAAUUUAAAUAUUUUCAUCUUUGCUUCACAUGAUAUGGAAGUAGGACAGGGAAAAAUCACUCAGCUAUUCUUUUUAUAUAGAGAGUGUUCAAAUAAACAAGUGUAGGAUGUUAAGACUAUCAAUUAAUUGGUGGGAUUAGGUUUGCCAUUUUAUUUUUAUAAAUAUAUAUUUUUUCUGAAUGUGUCUGAGUCCAAGAGUGGGCAAAAAAUAAUUUUCUACUUUGGACUAAUCUAUAAAGGGUUUUGAAAGUUUGUGUUACUAACUCGUUGAAUUCAUGAUAUCCUGCCUUAAGGCACCAAUUGUAAAUCUUCAUUUUUCUAAAAUAAAUUAAUUGAAAACAUGUAACCGUUCGUUAUUUUUACCAUUUAUCUUUUGGUUGUCUGGGAUGUAAAUAAUUCUCUAUGCAAAGCAAAAAGGACAGUUGAGACUUCAUCUUCCACGGUGGUUUUUUUUUUUUUCCUUUUAUUAAUUGUAAGUUAUUUGUAAUUAUAGAAACAUAGUUUUAAAAUUUAAACAGACUUGAUAGAGAUAAGAUUGUAAUCUAAUUCUUUCAUAUUGAAGGUGAAGAACCUGAGAUUCAUAGGUUUGAUAUAUUUUGUAUUUGUAAAACCUGACCAUUUUAAAUAUUAAUUACAGAGUUUAGAGCUAGAAUAAUUGGAUUUGAGUCCUUGAUCCAACUGCCAGAGUGUCAUCUUGGACACAACACAACCACCCCUCACUUUCACUGUCACUAAAAUGGGAAUCUAAAGCCUCAAGGUUUUCUUUUUUAAAAUAGCAGACAAAUGGGGAAAGUAUAUUAUGAAAAAACAAAACUUUAUGCAGAUUAAUGUUUUGUAAUUUGUUUUUCCCAUUUUAUGCCAUGAGCAUAUCUUUUAGUGAGAAUCACUCUGGCAGAGGAAUAACAGCCACAAAAUUGGUUCCACACAGCCUGUGGAUGUGUGCAGACUGACUGAUUAGGACGGGCCUCUUCUGAUAAGAGCUCUCAACUUUUUUCUAAGUCCAUUCCUAUAAACAGAAAAGAUGUUUUAAACAGGUAGUAAAAAAAGGGGCUAUUAUUUUGUUGCAGUUUAUUCUUUCAGCAAAUGUUUAUUACAUGUCUUCUACGUACUCCUGAGGAUGCAGCCGUAAAAGGCAGUCACAGCCUCAGUCCUCAUGGAGUUUUUAGCUGCAGUAACUGGUACUCGGGCUUACUUCACGCGCUCAUUUGUAAGUUUUCUACUUUUCUGUUUUUCUUAGUUUCCCUUCUCAUAUAAUUUGUUGUUCAGCAUCUAAUUGUUGCUAUUAGAUCUUUGGGAUCUUUGGGACUCCGAGGGUAGGAGACCAGGACAAUACAGCUGGCAUCAGUAUGAAGGGUUGGGAUUUACUCAGCAUGUCUGUGACUGUCCGUGGGUGGAUGACACGGAGGGGGAGCAGUUCAACGUGAGGGAGCUCUGGGCGAAAGCAAUCUCCAGGGACACAGCCGGCUUCCUGGGGGGGUCAGAAUCCCCACAUGGAAAAUAUGUAAACAUAAGCCGGCAUAAGGCCAUAAAUGCAAGCACUAAAGCCACCCUCUACACCAACGUUCACAACCGUCCCUUCCCUUUCCAGCAAAUGUCCCAAAAGGGUGUCGGCCAGCUUUUAUAUGGUAAAUUUUAGUUGGGUGGAUGAAGCAGUCGAGUGAAACUGAUGAAUAUGUAAUAGGAACUGAGGAUAUUUUUCCUCUCAUUCAGAGUUUUCACAUCGAUCCGGCAUCCCUGUCUUCAUCACUAGGGUCACUUAAAGAUUUAUGGAACAGUGGUUUUCUUCCUUCGAAGUUGUUUGAUACUCUGCAGCUUCUGAACAUAUGUUUGAUGUUAGUAGAAAUUCUAUAUCAAACCAUAAGAAUCCAGUCACAACUACAGUAAAUGAUCAGAUUUUAAUGACUCAUACAAUGACAUUUAGUAUUUUGAUGUUGUACACUCAAAACUAAUCUGUGUAACUAAUAAAUCUGUGUUAAAUUC
This is a messenger RNA of Globicephala melas (long-finned pilot whale), 6424 nucleotides long. RefSeq names its product thioredoxin related transmembrane protein 3 (gene TMX3). Gene Ontology annotation, biological process: peptidyl-cysteine oxidation. Gene Ontology annotation, molecular function: protein disulfide isomerase activity. Lineage: Eukaryota; Metazoa; Chordata; Mammalia; Artiodactyla; Delphinidae. The record is from RefSeq and is a predicted model, not a curated record. Gene Ontology annotation, cellular component: cell surface; endoplasmic reticulum.